AGGUGGCGCCAUUGUUGGUUUAUCUUCAGGACUAUUAUGGACGGCGCAAUCAUGCUAUGUGACGAUGAUCGCAUUAGACUAUCACAAAAUAACUGGAGAAUCGUUAGAAGCUAUACUUAGUCGAUUGUUUGGAAUAUUUUUCAUGGCUUUUCAAAGCACACAAGUUUGGGGCAAUCUAAUAUCGUCAGCAGUGUUCCAGCUAGGCGGCGCAUCGACGGAACAGGCUAACAACACUUUUUGUGGUGCUCAAUAUUGCCCCUCAGAUCAGACGAUCAGUAACGGAAAUGAGACUUCAGAAGCAGCCAUUAGACCGGAUCGCCAUUUAGAAAUUACUCUAAUUAGCAUAUAUUUAGGGAUUACAUUUAUUGGUUUACUUCUGACAGUUUUUGUUCUUAAACCAAUCAAAUCUUCCAUGAGUGACAAAUAUUUUACUUUAAAGGAACGAUUAGCUGCUAAUUUGAAAUUACUUUUUACCGAUCUAAAUAUGGCCAUGAUAAUUCCGUUCGCACUUUAUACCGGCAUGGAGCAGGUUAUGAUGUUUGCUCAGUUUACAACAUCAUUCGUUGCCUGUAAACUUGGUAUAGAAUGGAUUGGUUAUACAAUGAUUUGCUUUGGCGUUUGUGAUACCGUUGGAUCUCUACUAGUUGGAAUAAUAGCUAAAUAUACCGGAAGACUAGUAUUGUUCUUUAUCAGCGCUUCCCUUAAUUUAGGUGUCCUGGUUUUUCUACGGGUAUGGUCGUUAAGUGGCCAGGUUCCAUUUGAACUUUUCUUUGUUAUACCAGCCGUGUGGGGGCUAGCAGAUGCAGUAUGGCAAGCUCAGAGCGAUGCUUUGUUAGGAUCAGUAUUUCACCAGAAUCCAGAAAUAGCAUUUUCUAAUUAUCUGAUGUUCCAAGCUAUGGGACUAGCAAUAGCGUACAUGUAUAACAUAUACCUCUGUGAAGAAAUGAAAUUAUACAUUCUUGGAGUAACUGUCAUUAUUUCCUUGAUAUUUCUAUGUAUUAUUGAAUUCAGAGUUCGAAGGAGGAAACGAGAGGAGAAAUGAUAAGUGUAUGAAUCUGUAGUGUAAUGGCAUCCAUUUUGUUGACGCGCUUUGUUGUUGUGACAAUGAAAAUAAGAAAUACAUGUAGAAAAUAAAUAAUAAAAAAAAAGAAAUAAUAUUUUUAGUACCGGGUCGCAUCAGACAAGGUCUUAUACUAUAUAGUCACACACAUUUGUAAAUAUAAGCUUGUUUCGUGUGAAGUAAAGGCUUUCUUAACGUCUAACGUUAUAUUGGGGUGCAUCUAUUAUGUGAGCGUAUCCGUAAGUGAGACCGGAAAAAAAAUUAUGAUAGUAGGUCAUGAAAAUGACAGUGAAGUGUUCAAUCAAGUUAAUAGUGAAGUAUUGAAUUGAUAUUUUAAUGACGCAACAAAAGUGAUUUAAAUUAAUUGACUGUUGUUCUGUCUUUAUUAUUCAAUUGUUUUUGCAUCAGAUAAAAAUAUUAUUUUAACUUU
Molecule: messenger RNA, 1490 nt
Organism: Mytilus californianus (California mussel)
Lineage: Eukaryota; Metazoa; Mollusca; Bivalvia; Mytilida; Mytilidae
Product: protein unc-93 homolog A-like
Exons: 3
Coding region: 65-1042 (325 amino acids)
Source: RefSeq, a predicted model, not a curated record